GCGGCGCCAGGAGAAGGACGGGCGAGCGUGUGUGCGUGGAUGGAGGAGGGGAGAGACGACCAUUCUCGGAUGCCCCGUCGGACCGUGGUGGUGGCGUUAGGCCUAGCGCAGCAGUGUUUGUGUGUGGGCCGGCGGCGAUGCGGCCUCGACGACGAUUCCGCCGCCGGGGCUGGGCCUAGGCUUCAACGGGAACCCAUGCGCAGCCCGGGCCGGGCCGCUAGCGCUCGGCCAUGGCCCGCUCGGGAUCGCGCGAGCUCAUCUCGCUGGGACAGCCGCGGCCGGGCGUCGCCCGGCGCCAGAACGACUACAUCGAGACCCCACUGAGGAGCAAGGAUGCGGCGGCGGCGGUGGUGGCGCAGCAGCCGGCGGCGGCCAAGAAGGCGGCUGCCGGCCACGAGGACUCCAUCAUCUGCGGCCGCUGCGGCCGAUGCCGCUGCGACGCGUGCCAGGGCCCGCGGCCGCUGCCCUCUCGCUGGGUGUGCGGCGAUAAGGUUCACUGCUCGGCCGGGGCGCUGGUCGACUGUUGCUCGUGCGUGUGUUGCGCCAAGGGCCUCUUCUACCACUGGGCCAAGGACUACGACCUGGACACGGACGUGUCGUGCGCCGAUCAGCCCUGCUCGUGCGCGCCGCACCGGCGCUGCGCGCGAUGGGCUUGCCUCGGCCUCCUCAGCCUGCUGCUGCCCUGCCUCUGCCUCUACUGGCCCUUGCGCGGGUGCGUCAAGCUUUGCGAACUGGGCUACGCGGCCUGCGCGCGCUCAGGCUGUCGCUGCGAGCGACAACUCGCCGAGGAGGCCGCCGGUUCCCGGACGCUGCUUCAGCCGCAGGAAUUAUUACGCCGUUAGGCCUCGCGGGCGAGGCGUUGUGCGUGUGUGUGUGUGCUGCUGCUGCUGGCUGCCGUCGCUGUUGUGCGAGCGUCGACGUGCCCCGCUGGAACAAGCACAGCAGCGGGAGGAUGUGCGGGCCGGUCUCGAUGGCUCAAGUGCGAACGCCGCCGUCCCGCUGGCAUUGUCGUGACUGCCGCUGCUACACGAGCUUGUGUACCAUACAGACGGCCACUGUUGUUGGCCUGUGAAUAAUAAAGGCGCAUUUGACGACGUGA
Dermacentor albipictus is the source of this 1099-nucleotide messenger RNA. Its product is annotated as protein sprouty-like. Lineage: Eukaryota; Metazoa; Arthropoda; Arachnida; Ixodida; Ixodidae. The record is from RefSeq and is a predicted model, not a curated record. Gene Ontology annotation, cellular component: cytosol; membrane. Gene Ontology annotation, biological process: animal organ development; negative regulation of Ras protein signal transduction; negative regulation of MAP kinase activity.